Glycine soja is the source of this 3051-nucleotide messenger RNA. RefSeq names its product lysM domain receptor-like kinase 3. NCBI's taxonomy places the organism in Eukaryota, Viridiplantae, Streptophyta, Magnoliopsida, Fabales, Fabaceae. Gene Ontology annotation, molecular function: ATP binding; transmembrane receptor protein kinase activity. The record is from RefSeq and is a predicted model, not a curated record. The transcript is spliced from 11 exons. The coding region runs from base 620 to 2581 and encodes 653 amino acids. Gene Ontology annotation, biological process: protein phosphorylation; innate immune response.
CUUUAUAUUAAAACGGUGUCCUUGUUCUUUUUUAUACAAGUAUUUUAGUUAUAAGAAAGUGUCCCUAUCGAGAUAGUAGGUUCUCAAAAGUUUUCUUGUUUCAUCAUUUUCAGUUCAAAACAAAUGUUGUGCUACCGUCUCUUCAUUACUUUCUUCUUCCGUUAACAAUGCAGUAUAAUGAAUACGUUUCCUUUGGUUGCUUGUCAAAUUUAGCACAUGCCUCAUCUCCCAUUUCAUCCGUCAUUGUCACAUGUCUUCUGAUGACAAGUAUUUCUUUUGACACCAUCUGAAAUGCAUCAAAUUGUUGAAGAAUAAGAACAAAACAGGUUCUUUAAGUUGGAACUGCAACCCUUCAUUAAAUAUUUAUAUCUUGCUUUCAAGUUUGUACUCUUUUUGAUGUUAAUGAUUUUCCACAACCGAAUCUGUACUUAAAAUGUUCCAUUAGCCUUCAAACUUGGAUAAACUUUUCUACUAUUUUGUCCUUAUUCUUCCAUUAUAAAUUACUUUGUCUGAAACAAGUUCCACUAUUUUCUCUGACCCCCAGCUCAAAUUUUCUUACUAUUUAUCACAGACUCACUCACUGUACACAUUCUGAUUCUCGCUUGUUUGAAGCAAAAAAAUGAAUCUUAUACAAAACCCCUCUUUAAGUUUGCUACUACACUUGUAUUUCUUUCUGCUUUGUCUUCAUUGCACAAGUUCUUAUCCCACAGCCAUGAACUGCACCGACACAAGUCGUGUUUGCACUUCUUUCUUGGCCUUUAAGCCUCAUCAAAACCAAACCUUGGCUGUGAUACAAAGCAUGUUUGAUGUGUUGCCCGGUGAGAUCACCGUUGAAGGCAAUGGCUGGGAUUAUAUAUUCAUCAGGAAAAACUGUUCUUGUGCUGCUGGUAUGAAGAAGUAUGUGUCUAACACCACACUCACUGUGAAAUCCAAUGGAGGAUUUGAGCAUGAUUUGGUGAUGGAAGCCUAUGACAGGCUUGCUCUCUUGCCCAACACCACGACGCGUUGGGCAAGAGAAGGCGGUAUCAUAUCUCUGAGCUUGUUCUGUAGUUGCUCUAGUGGACUGUGGAACUAUCUGAUGAGCUAUGUCAUCAGAGAUGGGGACAGUGUUGAAUCACUAGCAAGCAGGUUUGGGGUUAGUAUGGAUAGCAUUGAGACAGUGAAUGGCAUUGACAAUCCUACUGUUGGUUCUCUCGUUUAUAUACCUUUGAAUUCGGUUCCUGGUGAGUCUUACCACUUGAUGAAUGAUACUCCUCCAGCUCCAACCCCUUCGCCGUCUGUUAAUAAUUUUUCAGCUGACCAAGUCAACCAGAAGGCUCAUGUACCCCAUGAAUGGAUCAUAGGAGGUUUAGGGGUUGGUCUUGCUCUGAUAAUAUUAACCAUUAUUGUGUGUGUGGCCCUAAGAUCACCCAAUUGUUUGGUUGAAGCCGGAAAUAAUGCAAAAGAUUCUUCAGGAAAGAUCUCUAAUAAGUUCUAUGUUUUUGGAAAUCCAAGUUUGUUUUGUGGAUGUGUCAAACCUGUGGACCAGAAGCAAACUGAUGGUGAAUCCAGCAGUCACCAAAUUACCGGUACCAAAACAUCAACUCUAAUACCUGACAUGUUGGACAUGGAUAAGCCUGUAGUUUUUUCAUAUGAAGAAAUUUUUUCUUCAACUGAUGGUUUCUCUGAUUCAAAUCUACUUGGGCACAGAACAUAUGGCUCUGUUUACUAUGGUCUCCUCGGUGACCAGGAAGUUGCUAUUAAAAGAAUGACAUCUACUAAAACUAAAGAAUUUAUGUCAGAGGUAAAAGUUCUGUGCAAGGUUCAUCAUGCUAAUCUGGUAGAAUUGAUCGGCUAUGCGGUUAGCCAUGAUGAGUUUUUCCUUAUUUAUGAAUUUGCUCAGAAAGGUUCACUCAGCAGCCAUUUGCAUGAUCCUCAAAGUAAGGGUCAUUCACCUCUUUCUUGGAUCACAAGGGUCCAGAUUGCACUUGAUGCUGCUAGGGGCCUUGAAUACAUACACGAGCAUACAAAAACUCGUUACGUCCAUCAAGAUAUCAAGACAAGCAACAUUUUACUUGAUGCUUCCUUUAGAGCCAAGAUAUCAGAUUUUGGGUUAGCAAAACUUGUAGGUAAAACAAAUGAGGGAGAAACCGAAGCAACCAAAGUUGUAAAUGCAUAUGGAUAUCUUGCUCCAGAAUACUUGAGCAAUGGCCUUGCAACGACCAAAAGUGAUGUCUAUGCAUUUGGUGUUGUUCUUUUUGAGAUUAUAUCAGGGAAGGAAGCCAUUAUUCAAACACAAGGCCCUGAAAAACGAUCAUUGGCAUCUAUUAUGUUGGCAGUUCUUAGGAACUCACCUGAUACCGUGAGCAUGUCAAGCACGAGAAACCUCGUUGAUCCUAUUAUGAUGGAUAUGUAUCCCCAUGAUUGUGUAUAUAAGAUGGCCAUGCUGGCAAAGCAAUGUGUGGAUCAGGAUCCUGUAUUACGCCCUGAUAUGAAACAAGUUGUGAUUUCCCUCUCACAAACCCUGUUGUCUUCUGUUGAGUGGGAAGCCACUCUUGCUGGGAACAGCCAGGUAUUCAGUGGCCUUGUUCAGGGAAGAUAGUUUACACAACAUCAUCAUUUUCGCCCACUACUCCAUCAUCUUUUUCCCGUCUCUUCUUUAUAUACCCCUCUCUUUUUUCAAUAGAUAUAUAAUAAAAUAGGAAGUUACACUUGUCAUGUAAACGAUGUGUCAAUUGCAUUUUAUUUGAGAGAAAAUUUUUGAAAAUUAGAAUAUGUGGUGGUGGAAUUGAAAAAGGAUUUCGCUGCUCUCUGAUUAGUACCGACAUAAUUUGUAAUUUGGCAUUAAUGUAAGCACGUUUGUAUCAUCUGAUUACUUUGAUUAGUAGCCAGAUAUGGUAAGGCGUGAUGCAAUUUCCACAUUUUUGUGGUUGCAACUUUGGAUCCAUGCCAGGACUUGCAGUCUUUUGAUGCUGCCAAAUGACAUGGUGCUUUGUCUCGAGAUAAUUAUAAAAGUUCAGAUUUGACUUGCUCGUUUACUAUUGUCGCCAAAAGAGAGAAUGGAUACAUCAC